CCUGGUAAAGUUCAUAACCUCUCUCAGGUCAGGGGAACAAAAUGUCAUAUUCAAAAUUAACUCGGUUCUCAGAGAUUGGAAAGAAGAUUAUUGCUGUGGGAAGAAAUUAUAGUGAACAUGCAGCAGAAUUAGGAAAUGCAGUGCCUUCUAAACCAAUUAUAUUCUUAAAACCAACUUCCUCUUAUGUCAAAUCUGGUCAAGCAAUAAAGAUACCAAAUGGUUGUAGUAGCCUUCAUCAUGAAGUUGAAUUAGGUAUCGUGAUAGAUCAGAAGGGUUGUGAUAUACCAGAAAGUAAAGCUAUGGAUUAUGUCGGGGGAUAUGUCUUGGCUUUAGAUAUGACUGCCAGAGAUUUCCAAGAUGAAGCUAAGAAAAAAGGACAUCCAUGGUCUUUGGCAAAAGGCUUUGACACAUCAUGUCCUAUUGGUAAUUUCAUAUCCAAAGAAAGUCUAGCUGACCCUGGAAACGCGCAUUUAUGGUUGAAAGUGAAUGAUACAAUGAAACAAGAUGGUAAUACAAAAGAUAUGAUUUUCAGUAUCCCCUACCUAAUCAGUUAUAUUAGUGGAUAUUUUACAUUAGAGCCAGGUGAUUUGAUAUUGACUGGAACACCAUCUGGUGUUGGUCCUGUGACUCAAGGAGAUGUUAUUAAGGCAGGUCUAGAUGGGAUUUCAGAAUUAGAAUUUAAAGUGGAGCAGAAAUAAGUUUCAACAUCAUUUUGAUAAUCAUGAAAGGAAUAUAGCUGUCUGAACAUUUUCUUUAAAGAUGUCUGUCCAAUCAUCCAGGUCAUUAAAAACAUUGCUUAAUCAUUGAUAUUGAUUUAAAAAGAUCUUUACCUAUACAAGGUUUACCAUUAUAGUCAAACAUUGUAAAAAUGUAAAGAGACAGAGACAGUGACUUUUAGACAGUUAUAUUCGUUUAGAGAUUGUCUAUACAGACAAUGUCAAAUAGAUAUAUUUGAUAAAAAAGAUAUAUGUUUUUUUAUAAAAUUGUUAUGGUUCAAGCUUUAAUACCAAAUAAGCUUUUAUAAUGUUUUAUUAUGUGUCCACACACAACCAAUUGUGUUGUAGAAAUCCUUAUUUGAAACACAAAAAUUCCUUUAUAUAUAUUAUAUCUUACAUUCAUACACGGCAAUGAUUACAGAUAUCUUGAAAUUUCCGGCUAAAAAUCGGAGGUAUCUUCUUAUUAGUUUCAAUGUGGACUGCGGAUGGUUGUUUUAAUAUGAAUUUCUUCCACUUACUAUAUAGUAUAAUAAAUUUACAUGCAUUUCACUUUAUCAAUUGAAUGAAUGAAUGAAUUAAUGGAAUGAAUGAUUAUAUAUUAUUUUUUGAAUGAUCUCAGAAAAUUUGUAAUUUGAUGCAAUUACAUAUAUAGUAUUAUGUAUGAAAUUAAAUUGUUUUGUCAUAUGGCUUU
Messenger RNA from Lottia gigantea (owl limpet), 1407 nucleotides. RefSeq lists its product as hypothetical. The record is from RefSeq and is a predicted model, not a curated record. The transcript has 3 exons. NCBI's taxonomy places the organism in Eukaryota, Metazoa, Mollusca, Gastropoda, Lottiidae. Gene Ontology annotation, cellular component: mitochondrion. The coding region runs from base 42 to 698 and encodes 218 amino acids. Gene Ontology annotation, molecular function: acetylpyruvate hydrolase activity.